UAAAGGGGAGGGACUAUGAGGUAACAUUCCAGAAGGGUAGAGAAGAGAGGACUAUUCCCUCACAAACAGGAGCUUUGGAGCAGCCAUGUCCUACUUCGUGUCUCCACAGACUCAUCCAGGUCUUCUGCCUUCUGGUCAAGGUGGGGCUGCUUCUCCAGGCUCAUCCCUUGGCCUCUAUAGUCCUGUAGAGCCAGUGGUGGUGGCCUCUGGUGGACUAGGCCAGAAAGCUGAGCAGGUGGCACCUGUUGCCCAGGCCUGGGGCCCAGCCCUGGCAAUGCCAGAAGCCAGGGGCUGCCCUGGGGGGGCUAGCUGGGAGACACUGCGGAGAAAGGAGUACAGCCGAUACUGCCACAAAUUCCCCCACGUGAGGCAGCCAGAGAGCUUGGGCUGGGAGGAUGGCUGCUCCAGAAACAGAGCUCCCUACCUGGGUGGCCCCAGCAGGCCUGGGCCCCUGCUGCUGUGUGGGCUGUCACCGGGAGUUCUGCCAACGCCCCCUGAAGCAGGAGGGAAGGAGGCUGGCUCCCAGCCCGACAUCUGCAUCCUUACCCUGGCUAUGAUGAUCGCUGGCAUCCCCACCGUGCCUGUCCCAGGCCUGCGGGAAGAGGACCUGAUCCGGGCUGCUCAAGCUUUCAUGACGGCCCAUCCGGAGCCAGAGGGAGCUGUGGAGGGUGCCCGGUGGGAGCAGGCACACCCCCACACAGCCUCUGGGCAGAUGCCCCUAGUGAGAUCCAGGAGGGGCCAGCCUCCUGGCUCCUGCUUGUAGCUGGAUGAAAUAGC
Molecule: messenger RNA, 777 nt
Organism: Nycticebus coucang (slow loris)
Lineage: Eukaryota; Metazoa; Chordata; Mammalia; Primates; Lorisidae
Gene: SPATA25
Product: spermatogenesis associated 25
Exons: 2
Coding region: 86-763 (225 amino acids)
Biological process (GO): spermatogenesis
Source: RefSeq, a predicted model, not a curated record